Molecule: messenger RNA, 1295 nt
Organism: Anastrepha ludens (Mexican fruit fly)
Lineage: Eukaryota; Metazoa; Arthropoda; Insecta; Diptera; Tephritidae
Product: putative nuclease HARBI1
Exons: 3
Coding region: 255-1247 (330 amino acids)
Source: RefSeq, a predicted model, not a curated record
UACACGAUCACACUGUGUGACAAACAUGGUGUGAUGAGAAAAAAAAUUGCUUUCGUUUAAACGGUCACACAUGUUGUCAUACUUAAUUUCUCUGUUAUUUGUGAACGAAGCAACAUGGCACGCGCAUUGGUUGCAGCACUUGUAUUUGACAUUUUAGAAGAAGACGAAAUAGAACAAAAAAAAAGCAAAAAAGACAGAGAAAAACUUGGGAACUUGAACAGUCCAGCCCGGCGGACUACAAAAAUUUUCUCCGAAUGGAUCCUUCUGUAUAUAAGGAACUUUUGGAAAAAGUAACACCUUAUAUAGAAAAACAAAACACUCUUAUGCGAGACGCAAUUUCGCCUGAUGAACGUCUCUCUGUAACAUUGAGGUAUUUGGCAACUGGAGAGAGCUAUGAAAGUUUGAAAUUCCAGUCGUAUAUUUCAACUGCAAGUUUAAGCAACAUAAUUAUUGAGACAUGUGAAGCGUUGAUUAAAGUUCUUAAAGAUUUUAUUUCAUUACCGAAAAGUGAAGAAGAAUGGAAAACGAUAGCUUCUGAAUUUUAUGAACUGUGGAAUUUCCCGAAUUGCCUUGGCGCUGUCGAUGGAAAACAUGUAAACAUUACGAAACCACCGCACUCUGGAGCAUACUAUUUCAACUAUAAGAAGACUUACAGUAUUGUUUUGAUGGCCAUAGUCAAUGCAAAAUAUCAAUUUAUAAUGGUUGAAGCUGGAGCAAACGGAAGAGUGUCUGAUGGUGGUGUUUUGGGAAAUACGACAUUUUCGGCUAUGUAUAAUGACGGAAAAUUGAAAAUACCUCCCCCAACAAAGCCGCCUGGUUUUGAAAAGGAGCUGCCGUUUGUUUUUGUAGCAGAUGACGCUUUUGCACAAAAUGAACAUUUUAUAAAACCCUAUAGCCAAAGUGGUCUAACUCAGCAUCAACAACAAUAUAACUAUCGUCUGUCACGGGCAAGAAGGGUGGUUGAAAACGCGUUUGGAAUUAUAUCUUCCAGAUUCAGAAUACUGCUGACUACAAUACAUUUAUCUCCCGAAAAGGCAUCAAAAAUUGUUUUAGCAAUUUGCUAUUUACAUAACUUUUUAAGCACAAAAAGUACUGAAUCUUAUCUUCGAAUGAUAAAUGAUAUAGGUGAAAGGUCGGAACCUGCUUUGAUGCAAAUAGAAAAAACCAAAAAUCGGAAUAGUACUACCAACGCCAAGGAAAUUCGAAACUCAUUUUGUGAAUACUUUAAUGGUGUCGGAUCAAUGUAAUAUAAUUUCAAAUUUCUUUUUAUAAAUAAAAAUAUAUGCAUAAAUAAA